AUGCUGUAAACGCGGAAGGAACAAUGGACACUUCGUAGCCGAGAGACUGAAAUGCCUGAGUGAGGGAGGAGCGCCUGUGGCCAUGUCUUCCAAGCCAGAGUCGUAUCUGGUGUCCUUACCUCGCUGGGAGAUCGCCCUCUACUGGCUGCUCUCGCUCGCCUCCCAUCUCUACUCUUUUUAUGAGCUGCACAGAUUCUCCAAAGAACACGAGCGUGGGCUGGACAGAGAGUUCCCGCUGGAGAAAGGCUUCAUUGGGGGCCUGAAGAGGGAUGCUGCGGACUUCGAGUGGAGCUUCUGGAGUGACUGGGCCAGAAGGUCCUUACUCUGGUCACUGCUUGGCCAUGCUGUCCUGUCCAGGCUUGCCAGUAUUUAUCUACCUCAGUGGCAUCUUGCUAUACUCACAGGUUACGGAGUGCUGGCUGCCUGCAACCUGCUGGGGCUUAGAGGUGUGGCUGUCUUGAUGUUGCAGCUGAGCCUGUCAUUGGCUGUUGCUCAGCUACAUAACCCCGCCCUGUGCUGGGGCUCCUCCCUCCUGCUACUCUCCACCCUUCACAUCAGUAGUUUGCAAGACAUCCAGCGUGGCUGGUAUGAGUCGGAGGAGCAGUACUACCUCCUUCUCUUCAGUGUGGCCGUGUGUGGCCUCCGCUGCAUCAGCUUCAGCCUGGAGUUCUGCUGGAGUGGCCCCAGCCUGCAGUCCCCGCCGUCCCAGUGCUGCCCCCUGGUGGUGGGAGGACCACAGUGUGCGGGCGGCCCCAGGGCCUUCCUGUCCCAGCUGUACAGGCUGUCCGCCUACUGCUUCUACCACCCUGUCUUCUACAAUGGGCCCAUCAUCACUUACAGGGACUUUAGCAAACAGAUGCUGAGGCCGUGCGCGGGUGUGUGUGGCGUGUCGGCGGUGUGUGUGCUGAAGAGCGCUGUGCGUGUGUGUGUGUGGUGGUGUGUGGCCGAGACCCUGAUCCACUGCAUGCACAUGCACAGCAUCCAGGGCAACGAGACCUACCUGGAGAUCCUGCCACCGUGGGCACUUGGAGGCUUGGCUCUGGGCCUGGUGCAGUUCUUCUAUGUGAAGUACCUGGUGCUGUUUGGGCUGCCGUCUCUGCUGGUGCGGAUGGAUGGAGUGGAGCCGCCCCAACUGCCCCGCUGUGUCAGCAUCAUGUACAGCUUCACCGGAAUGUGGAGACACUUUGAUGUGGGACUGUACAGGUGGCUCAUCAGGUACAUCUACGUGCCCCUUGGUGGUUCUCGUCAUGGCGUGUUGCGUAAGGUGUUGUCCACAGCGUUGGCGUUUGUGUUUGUGUGUUUCUGGCACGGCGGCCAUGACUACCUGCAGCAGUGGGCCCUGCUCAACUGGGCUGGCAUCCUGGUGGAGAACGCACUGGGCAUGCUCCUCACCGCCCCUCCGCUACGCCACCUCAUCGAACGUGUUCUGUCUCCACCCAUGAGGAGGCGGGGCCUGGCAUUUGUCUCCGCCUUCUCCACGGGCCUGCUCAUCUUGUCCAAUCUGAUCUUCCUGGGCGGCAACCACGUGGGGAGAAUCUUCUGGAAGAGGGUGUUUGUGCAAGGGUGGUCCAACAUGGCCAUCCCCAUGCUGGGCUUCCUGUACUGUUUCGCUCAGGUGGGACUGGAGUGGGACCGCAAGGCCCGGUGACAUCACUCCCAUCAUGCACUGCAUCACACUCACCUCACGUCCCAGUGACCAGACUGGACUGGGACCCCCAGGCCCGGUGAUAUCGGACUUCACAAACGUCACAGGCUUCACACGCAGACGUCACGCAGUCAUCACCGUAACAACCACCCGCUCCUCCGCAGUAUGGAGCAGGAAGUCUAUUUUUAAACCAGACUCUUUGAUAUGUAUGAAUUCCAUAUGCUUG
This is a messenger RNA of Sardina pilchardus (European sardine), 1871 nucleotides long. It is a transcript of the gene hhat, whose product is annotated as hedgehog acyltransferase. Gene Ontology annotation, molecular function: palmitoyltransferase activity. Gene Ontology annotation, cellular component: endoplasmic reticulum. The record is from RefSeq and is a predicted model, not a curated record. The coding region runs from base 83 to 1648 and encodes 521 amino acids. Gene Ontology annotation, biological process: protein palmitoylation. The transcript has 12 exons. Lineage: Eukaryota; Metazoa; Chordata; Actinopteri; Clupeiformes; Clupeidae.